CUAAUUCUAAGGAUCAUGGACAUUGUUUUUCAACCACAGAUUUUUUUUUCCUCCUUCUUAAAUCAUUAGCUCUUGUCCUUGAUUUUACUAUCUGCUUACUUCCUGCCCACUUAACCAACUGACAGGGAGGAGAGUGGGAAGAAGUUACUGUUUUUAUGUUAAGUGCCUUUUCAGAGUCUAAUUUACAGCCAAGAACAGCAAAAGUAUCCCUUGGCUUUGUGCCUCUGCGGCGCUCAGGGGAUCUCCUUCCCCGUCCCUCUCCCUUUCCGAGAAUCCGCGUUGCGUUGUUGAACUACGUUUCCCAGCGUGCCGCGCGGCCGAGAGCGUGGACUCCAUCAGUCCUUCCUCUUUGCCUAUCAGCUCGUCGUAGCAUGAUGAUGCAAAUGCGUCGGGCGCCUGUGGGUGACGACAUUCUGGCUCGCGACCGCGGCAGCCGCCUUAGCCGCGGUAAUAGGCGCAACGGCGGCGGAGGCUGCAGGGACGACGACGACGGCGGGGCGGGCGCUGUGCGCACAGGGGAGGGGUAGGCGGGCGGCGCCAGCGGCUUCAACUGCGGCAGCUACGGCUAGGGCGACGGAAGAAUCCCCACCAGUCGGCGGUCGAGUUAGGCCUCAGCACCGCCGGGAGCUGUUCGUGCUGUCCUCUGCGGGAGAUCUCCAUAGAGACCGUGACAUACACAGAGGCGGGGGUCCGCAGAGGCGGCGGGACCGGAGCCUCCUCGGCCUCUGCGGCCGCCACCCCCUUCUCCGCUGCCAGCACUCACCCUCUCUCCGCUCCUGCUCGCAACCUCGCGGUUCCUGGGGUGCUUGUGCCCACUGUGUGGACAGCUCGGGCGGACUUUUGGGCCGGGGCCGGGCGGCGGGGGGGGCGCUCUAAGGCCUCCGCCUCUGCCUCUCCCGCCCCCUUACCCGCCCCGGAGCGGGAAGCGGCGGAGGCUCCGCCAUGGCCUCGGGAGCCGGAGGAGUCGGAGGGGGCGGUGGCGGCAAGAUCCGGACGCGGCGUUGCCACCAGGGGCCGAUUAAGCCUUACCAGCAGGGGCGACAACAGCAUCAGGGCAUUCUUAGCAGGGUUACAGAGUCUGUUAAGAAUAUUGUGCCAGGGUGGCUACAAAGAUACUUCAACAAGAAUGAAGAUGUAUGCAGCUGUUCAACAGACACAAGUGAGGUUCCACGCUGGCCGGAAAAUAAAGAGGACCAUCUGAUAUAUGCCGAUGAGGAGAGCUCUAAUAUUACUGAUGGGAGAAUCACACCUGAGCCAGCAGUCAGUAAUACAGAAGAACCUUCAACAACUAGUACUGCUUCAAAUUAUCCAGAUGUGUUAACAAGGCCUUCUCUUCAUCGGAGCCAUCUGAGUUUCUCCAUGUUGGAAUCCCCUGCAUUACACUGUCAGCCAUCUACAUCCUCGGCAUUCCCAAUUGGCAGUUCGGGAUUUUCCCUUGUAAAGGAAAUUAAAGAUUCUACCUCUCAGCAUGAUGAUGAUAACAUCUCAACUACCAGUGGUUUUUCUUCAAGAGCUUCUGAUAAAGAUAUAACUGUUUCAAAGAACACUUCAUUGCCACCUCUGUGGUCCCCAGAAGCUGAACGUUCUCACUCACUCUCGCAGCACACUGCCACCAGCUCAAAAAAACCAGCAUUCAACUUGUCUGCCUUUGGAACACUUUCCCCUUCACUUGGGAAUUCUUCAGUCCUUAAAACCAGUCAGCUUGGAGACUCUCCUUUUUAUCCUGGAAAAACAACAUAUGGUGGGGCAGCGGCUGCUGUAAGACAGUCUAAACUACGAAAUACACCUUAUCAGGCACCAGUUAGAAGACAAAUGAAAGCUAAGCAACUCAGUGCACAAUCUUAUGGUGUGACCAGCUCAACAGCUCGGCGAAUAUUGCAGUCUUUAGAGAAGAUGUCAAGCCCUUUAGCGGAUGCAAAAAGAAUUCCAUCCAUUGUUUCUUCUCCUCUGAAUUCUCCUCUUGAUAGGAGUGGGAUAGAUAUCACAGAUUUUCAGGCCAAAAGAGAAAAGGUGGAUUCUCAGUAUCCUCCUGUUCAGAGACUUAUGACCCCAAAGCCAGUUUCCAUAGCAACAAAUCGAAGUGUUUAUUUUAAACCAUCACUGACUCCAUCUGGUGAAUUCAGAAAGACUAAUCAAAGAAUAGAUAAAAAGUGCAGUACUGGAUAUGAAAAAAAUAUGACACCCGGACAAAAUAGAGAACAACGAGAAAGUGGCUUUUCAUAUCCAAAUUUCAGUUUGCCUGCAGCCAAUGGUUUAUCUUCUGGAGUAGGUGGUGGAGGUGGCAAGAUGAGACGAGAAAGAACACGCUUUGUUGCUUCUAAACCUCCAGAGGAGGAGGAAAUGGAAGUUCCGGUAUUACCGAAAAUCUCUCUACCAAUCACCAGUUCUUCACUGCCUACCUUUAAUUUUAGUUCCCCUGAGAUCACAGCUUCCUCUCCAUCACCCAUCAAUUCGUCUCAAUCAUUAACAAACAAGGUACAAAUGACCUCUCCAAGCAGCACUGGCAGUCCCAUGUUUAAAUUUUCAUCUCCAAUCGUAAAAUCUACUGAGGCAGAUGUACUACCUCCAUCAUCUAUUGGAUUUACAUUUAGUGUGCCUGUUGCAAAAACAGCAGAACUUUCUGGUUCUAUUGGUACUUUACAACCAAUUAUAAGUAGUUCAGCUCACGAUGUCACUGCAGUGAACAGUACAAGUUGUAAGAAGACACCACCUGAAGAUUGUGAGGGUCCUUUUAGACCUGCAAAAAUCCUGAAAGAAGGAAGUGUUCUAGAUAUUCUAAAAAGCCCUGGUUUCGCAUCACCGAAGAUAGAUUCUGUUGCUGCUCAGCCCACCACAACAAGCCCAGUAGUUUAUACAAGACCAGCAAUAAGUAGCUUUUCUUCUAGUGGAAUUGGGUUUGGGGAAAGUUUAAAAGCUGGGUCAUCAUGGCAGUGUGAUACGUGUCUACUCCAGAACAAAGUUACAGACAGCAAAUGCAUAGCCUGUCAAGCAGCAAAAUUGUCACCCAGAGAUACUGUUAAACAGACUGGAAUUGAAACACCAAAUAAAAGUGGCAAAACAACUCUUUCUGCACCAGGGACAGGUUUUGGAGACAAAUUUAAACCAGUGAUAGGCACUUGGGAUUGUGAUACCUGUUUAGUGCAAAAUAAACCUGAAGUGAUAAAAUGUGUAGCCUGUGAAACACCGAAACCUGGAACUGGUGUGAAGCGAGCUCUUACAUUGACAGUGGUUUCGGAAAGUGCUGAGACUAUGACUGCUUCAUCUUCCAGCUGCACUGUGACCACUGGUACCUUAGGAUUUGGAGAUAAAUUCAAAAGGCCUGUUGGAUCUUGGGAGUGUUCAGUAUGCUGUGUUUCUAAUAACGCAGAAGACAAUAAGUGUGUGUCCUGUAUGUCUGAGAAACCAGGAAGUUCGGUACCUACUUCAAGUAGCAGCACUGUACCCAUCUCUCUGCCUUCUGGAGGCUCUCUAGGAUUGGAAAAGUUCAAGAAACCUGAGGGGAGCUGGGACUGUGAAGUGUGCCUAGUGCAGAAUAAGGCUGACUCUACCAAAUGUUUGGCAUGUGAAAGUGCAAAGCCAGGCACAAAAUCUGGGUUUAAAGGCUUUGACACAUCUUCCUCACCUUCGAACUCAGCAGCCUCCUCCUUCAAAUUUGGUGUCCCAUCACCCUCUUCUGGGCCUUCUCAGGCUUUAACAAGCACUGGAAAUUUCAAAUUUGGAGAUCAGGGAGGAUUCAAAAUAGGUGUGUCAUCUGAUUCUGGGUCUAUAAACCCGAUGAGUGAAGGCUUUAAAUUUUCUAAACCAAUAGGAGAUUUUAAAUUUGGAGUAUCAUCUGAAUCUAAGCCCGAAGAAGUUAAAAAAGAUAGUAAGAAUGAUAAUUUUAAGUUUGGACUUUCUUCUGGUUUAAGCAACCCAGUUUCUUUAACUCCAUUUCAAUUUGGGGUGUCUAAUCUUGGACAGGAAGAAAAGAAAGAGGAACUGCCCAAAUGUUCAUCUGCAGGUUUUAGCUUUGGUACAGGUGUUAUUAACUCCACCCCUGCUCCUGCUAACACCACAGUGACCUCUGAGAACAAGAGCAGCUUCAACUUUGGGACCAUAGAAACCAAGAGUGCUUCAGUGGCUCCUUUCACAUGUAAGACAUCAGAAGCUAAAAAAGAAGAAAUGCCUGCCACCAAAGGAGGAUUCUCUUUUGGCAACGUGGAGCCUGCCUCUCUGCCAUCUGCCUCAGUGUUUGUUUUGGGAAGGACAGAAGAGAAACAGCAAGAGCCUGUCACUUCUACUUCCCUAGUUUUUGGGAAGAAAGCUGACAAUGAAGAGCCAAAGUGUCAACCAGUGUUUUCCUUUGGGAAUUCAGAGCAAACCAAAGAUGAGAAUUCUUCCAAGUCCACAUUUAGUUUUAGUAUGACAAAACCAUCUGAGAAGGAAUCUGAACAGCCAGCAAAAGCCACUUUUGCCUUUGGAGCUCAAACUAGUACUACAGCUGAUCAAGGUGCAGCAAAGCCAGUUUUUAGUUUCUUGAACAACAAUUCCUCUAGUUCAAGUACACCAGCCACUUCUGCUGCUGGUGGCAUAUUUGGUAGUUCCACCUCUUCUUCCAAUCCACCCGUGGCUACCUUUGUGUUUGGACAGUCCAGCAAUCCUGUGAGCAUCUCUGCCUUUGUUAACACUGCUGAAUCCAGCACCUCUCAGUCUUUGCUAUUUUCUCAAGAUAGCAAACUAGCAACCACAUCCAGCACAGGUACAGCUGUCACCCCAUUUGUCUUUGGUCCAGGAGCCAGCAGUAAUAAUACUGCCACCUCUGGUUUCGGCUUUGGAGCCACAACCACGUCUAGCUCUGCAGGAUCCUCCUUCGUAUUUGGAACUGCACCUUCAGCACCAUCUGCCAGUCCAGCAUUUGGUGCUAACCAGACCCCAACAUUUGGACAAAGUCAAGGUGCCAGCCAGCCCAAUCCCCCAGGCUUUGGAUCUAUAUCAUCUUCCACAGCAUUAUUUUCCAGUGGUUCUCAGCCUGCACCACCUACUUUUGGGACAGUGUCAAGCAGUAGUCAGCCCCCUGUGUUUGGACAGCAACCUAGUCAGUCUGCGUUUGGCUCUGGAACAACUCCUAAUUCCAGUUCGGUUUUCCAGUUUGGCAGCAGCACUACAAAUUUCAACUUCACAAACAACAAUCCAUCAGGAGUGUUCACAUUUGGUGCAAAUUCUAGCACACCUGCAGCCUCAGCCCAGCCUUCAGGCUCGGGGGGCUUUCCAUUUAACCAGUCGCCAGCAGCAUUUACAGUGGGGUCAAAUGGGAAAAAUGUGUUCUCUUCUGGAACUUCAGUCUCUGGUCGGAAGAUAAAGACUGCUGUUAGACGCAGGAAAUAAAGGUCACAUUGGUGUUACACGCAAUUUUAACAACAGCUGGUGCCCUGCUUUCAGAUACUGGAUUGUACUUUGUGCUGGGGUUAUCUGAAGUCAGAUCUGCCUAAGGACUUCUUUAAUUUUGGAAUUUUCCUCCUUUCUUUUUCGUUACAGAAGCCCCAACCUGCCUCACCCACCCUUUUUAAAAAAUAUAAUAGCUAGACUGGUGACUGAUUCUUCAGCAAAAAUAUUUUAUGAUCCAGCAGAUUAUUCACUGAUUUGACAUAGUCUGGCUGUACCCAGGAAUGGAGCCUGCACGGCGAAUGGCUUUGUAUAGAACCUCUUUGUCUACACCAUUAUGUGUGCUGAUAAGCGUUUACAGAACGCGUUGAAAUUGUAAUUAUAUCUGAGGAAUUCUGUAUAGAUUAGAAUUCUGUAUAGAUUAGAGAAUGUUGAAACGGAUGAUUUCUCUGCUGAGUUUGUGCUGGUGUAUGUGUGAAGUGAGUGAGUUGGGUGUAUUGUGCACUAAACUUUUCUGAUAGAGGAAGCCUGAUUAAAGAAUGGUCCGUGCUAAGGACUUGUUAGAUCUAGUUCAUUCUCCAUUUAAUAAUUAUAUGCUAUUUCUAUAUUUUCAUUCUUCUAUCACCUGUCUUGCCUUUUUCAUUAUUUUAUUAUGAAACUUGUGUAAAUACAAUUUUGUUUCUGUACUUUUUUGGCAUAACAUAAAUCUGUGAACUUGAAAUUUGAAUUUUGUGUUAGAGAUUUUUUUGUUGUUUGUUUAGUCUUGUCUCAGAUUUUAUUAUGUAAAUCCCAUUAUUCAAAGUUGCCUAAAUCCAUUUGGAAAUCUUUAAAAAAAAUUGGGGAUUCUUAAAGUUGAAUUUAUUGGCUUUUCUGAUCCAGUUUUGUUUGGACCAAAAACCAGUAUUGUACAAAGUAUUAAGCAUAUAUUUUUAUAUUUACUAAAAUGGACUGUGGUGACUUUGGAUAAUAAGGAAAAGUUUAAUAUUAAAGCCAUGUUUAUUACAGUAUAAUUAACAUGAUAAACCAUGGGAUAAAUGCCAUCAAUAAAAAAUUAUGACAUA
Messenger RNA from Rhinopithecus roxellana (golden snub-nosed monkey), 6422 nucleotides. It is a transcript of the gene NUP153, whose product is annotated as nucleoporin 153. Gene Ontology annotation, molecular function: structural constituent of nuclear pore. Bases 943 to 5364 code for a protein of 1473 amino acids. The transcript has 22 exons. Gene Ontology annotation, cellular component: nuclear pore. Gene Ontology annotation, biological process: RNA export from nucleus; protein import into nucleus. Lineage: Eukaryota; Metazoa; Chordata; Mammalia; Primates; Cercopithecidae. The record is from RefSeq and is a predicted model, not a curated record.